Molecule: messenger RNA, 1093 nt
Organism: Suricata suricatta (meerkat)
Lineage: Eukaryota; Metazoa; Chordata; Mammalia; Carnivora; Herpestidae
Gene: HEBP1
Product: heme binding protein 1
Exons: 4
Coding region: 123-692 (189 amino acids)
Source: RefSeq, a predicted model, not a curated record
UCCCAGUGCCGCUCCGCUGGGCGGAGCCCCAGGAGCCCAGCCCGCCUCCAGCUGCCCGGCUCGCUCAAUCCACCCUUGCAACCCCGCGUCCGCAGGUGCUUUCGGGGCGCCGGAGCCGCACCAUGCUGGGCAUGAUCAAGAACUCGCUGUUCGGGAGCGUAGAGACGUGGCCUUGGCAGGUCCUGAGCAAAGGGGGCAAGGAAGAAGUCUCCUAUGAGGAGAGGACCUGUGAAGGUGGGCAGUUUGCCACAGUGGAAGUGACAGAUAAGCCUGUGGAUGAGGGUCUGCGCGAAGCCAUGCCCAAGGUCAUGAAGUAUGUGGGGGGCACCAAUGACAAGGGAAUCGGGAUGGGCAUGACAGUGCCGAUUUCCUUUGCGGUGUUUCCAAGUGCUGACGGCUCCCUACAGAAGAGAUUAAAAGUCUGGUUCCGGAUUCCAAACCAGUUUCAGAGCAACCCGCCCGUUCCCACCGAUGACAGCGUUAAGAUCGAAAAGAGGGAAAGCAUCACUGUCUAUUCUCUGCAGUUUGGUGGUUAUGCCAAGGAGGCCGACUACGUGGCGCACGCCACUCAGCUGCGGACCGCCUUGGAGGGCACAGCGACCUGCCGGAGUGACAUCUACUUCUGCACUGGGUACGACCCUCCCAUGAAACCCUACGGACGCCGCAAUGAGGUCUGGCUGGUGAAAGCAUGAGUAAUGCUCUGAGUUAGACCUUCCUGGACAAGUCUUUCUGUGUCCACUUCCUCAGGGAAGGGGGGGAGCCACAGCUUACCCACCCUUCCUUCUGAGCCCUUCACUGCCAGUUUUCUGAAAUCAGCAUAUUCUUUCUGUGCUCUUUCUCGUGGUGGGAAGUAAUACAGCCCAGUAGGCGGCAUCCUUCUAACUGACUUAGAAAGCUCUGUUGUAAGCCAGGAAAAUCAGCAACAUUUUCCCAGAUAUCUGGGGCACUCAAAACUGAUUUAAAAAAUUUUUUGAACCUGUAUUUUUGCUAUGAAGGGAAAAAUAUGACUUGUGCCUGAUCUUUCAUCAUGGUUCUUACAAGAUCUUUGUCUGAAAAGAAACUGAAAAUAAAAAUCUUUGAUUGAAACAGCUGA